Messenger RNA from Drosophila nasuta, 583 nucleotides. It is a transcript of the gene Cpr47Ec, whose product is annotated as Cuticular protein 47Ec. Bases 91 to 492 code for a protein of 133 amino acids. Gene Ontology annotation, molecular function: structural constituent of chitin-based larval cuticle. NCBI's taxonomy places the organism in Eukaryota, Metazoa, Arthropoda, Insecta, Diptera, Drosophilidae. The record is from RefSeq and is a predicted model, not a curated record. Gene Ontology annotation, cellular component: chitin-based extracellular matrix. The transcript has 2 exons.
UGCUAUUCACUCAAACUCUCGCUUUCAGUGCUCCAGUUCCCUUCAGCUGCUCCAGCUCCAACCAAAAAAACUAACAAAAACUAUAUAAAGAUGUACAAGUUCCUGCCACUGUUCGUCCUGGGAUGCGUCGCCUGCGCUUUGGCCGCACCUGCUACCGAUAGGGGAGAGGAGAAACCCAUCGUGACGAUUGUCCGAUCGGAAAUCACCAAGGAUGUCGAUGGUGGUUACCACUCCAUCUUUGAGAACUCCGAUGGCACAUUCCGCGAGGAGACCGCCAAGAACGUCAUCGAUGAAGAUGGUUACGGUUACCUCGAGCUGACUGGCGCCUACAGCUACUACAACGAGAACGACGAAAAGGUUGUUGUCAACUACACCGCUGGCCGUAAUGGAUAUGUUCCCGUGGGAACAAUUGUUAACCCAGAAAUCUCCCAGGUGGCUUCCGAUGCUCAGUACUUGCCCAAGCCAGAGCGUGAGGCUCCUAUUGAGGAAUAAGCUAGAAGCAAAAUGUAGAUAAUUGUGUAACUCUGAAAUGCCAGUGAGAUUAAAAUGUAAAUGUAAAAUAAAAAUAAACUACUAGCUCAUA